Molecule: messenger RNA, 3387 nt
Organism: Penicillium taxi
Lineage: Eukaryota; Fungi; Ascomycota; Eurotiomycetes; Eurotiales; Aspergillaceae
Product: putative RNA polymerase II transcription elongation factor (Ctr9)
Exons: 3
Coding region: 1-3387 (1128 amino acids)
Biological process (GO): regulation of DNA-templated transcription
Cellular component (GO): Cdc73/Paf1 complex
Molecular function (GO): RNA polymerase II complex binding
Source: RefSeq, a predicted model, not a curated record
AUGGCCGCCGUCGAAAAUGGCCACACUAACGGCCUGAAUGGCCACAACUUGCCUUCGACGAGCUCUCUGUCUGCACUGCGCUUCUCGGAUAUUCCCGAUGCCAUUGAUAUUCCUGCCUCCAGCUUCGACAGCGAAGUCGAAGUCAGCCUCCUCGAUCUCCCCGAAGACCCGACCGAACUGUGCACCCUGUUAGAAAAUGAACGAGCUGCAAAGAAUUUCUGGGUAAUUAUUGCGCUCGCUUACGCGAAACAAAAACAGAUUGAUCGUGCUAUCGAUAUCCUCAAUAAAGGCCUCGCGUCCGUCGCCCACGGCGCUAACAAGGAAAAGCUCGGACUUCUGGGUUGGAUCUGCUGGUUGCAGAUGCUGAAGGAACGGCAAGCCCCCCGUGUAGCCUCUGAGGGAGAACUAUACUCGGAAGCUAAGAUCAAGGACCACUAUAUCCAGCUGAUCACUUCAACCUUGAACGAGGCCUCGCGAAUCAAUCCCUCCUAUCCACCUCUUUUCCUGGCGCGUGGUGUCCUGUCUCUUCUUCGAGCAUCUCUCUAUGCGCCUCGAGCUGUUCAGCUAGGCUCUAUUGAUACCUCAGAGCGAGCAACAUCUCUGCGGCAAGCAGUCCAAUCCUUUGAGGAAUCUUCCAGAUACUCUCGUGGCCGAAAUAUCAUGGCCAUCAUGGGACUUGCUCGUGCAAAAUACAUGCAGGGCAAGUAUGCGGAAUCUUUGGAAGGGUAUCAGAAGGUUUUGAUGCAAAUGCCGUCCCUCACAGACCCCGAUCCUCGAAUUGGCUUGGGAUGCUGCUUGUGGCAGCUUGGCUUCAAAGAUCAAGCCAAGGUAGCUUGGGAAAGAUCCUUGUCAUUGAAUCCCGAGUCUAAGGUUGCAAACGUCCUGCUUUCGGUCUACCAUCUUUACCAUAGCUCUCGCCAACCGUUGACUGAUCCAUCGUUUGGCUCUCUGUAUCAUGAAGCCAUAACUAAAUACAACGAAAAGGCAUACAGAUUGGACAGGGAUUAUCCCAUGACAUGCGCAAUCUCUGCUGGUUACUUUCUUGAACGCAAUGCCUACCCCGCCGUUGAAACCCUCGCUCGCAAAGCCAUUGAAAAUACGGAUGUCAUGGCUAUUGCUAGUGAUGGCUGGUACCUUCGUGGCCGGAAAGCGCACUAUGAGGGCGAUCCUCUUGCUACUGAGUUCUACAAUCGUUCAGAUCUAGCCCGUGGUGGUGUCGACAAGGGGUAUUUCCCAGCCAAAUUCGCUGCUGUACAGCUGCAGAUCGCAAACAAGGAUUUAGAUGGUGCCAAGUUCCGACUAGAAAAGAUUGUCCAGAACUCUAAAAGACCUGAGGCAAUGAUGCUGUUAGCAGCGCUUCUUGCAGAAGACGUUUUUGCUGCUCAGCGAUCUGGGAGUAAAGAGGACAAGUCAACCGAAGCGAGUCGGGCCAUUAGCCUGUUGGAAUCGGUACGCUCGAUGUGGAAGGAUGAAAAGCGGCAGGUGGUUCCAGACGAAUCAGUCCUGAUAUACCUAUCUCGUCUAUAUGAGACCACAGCCCCCGAUAAGAGCAUGCAGUGCUUGACCCAACUGGAGCAGAUUCAGAUCGACUGUAUCCCUAAGGGUGCUCGCCCCGAAGGCAUCGAAAGCGAGGAGGAGAUGAGGACUGCACUUCGAGAGCUCCUUCCGCCUCAACUUCUAAAUAACAUGGGCUGCUUCCUGUAUCAAAAUGACAACAUCGCCUUGGCUCGUGGCAUGUUCCAGUCCGCACUCAAUGCUAAUGAUAAGUCAGAGCGAGAUGACAAAGACUCGCUUCGUAUUACUAUCACAUACAAUUUGGGCCGAACUUUCGAGGCUGCAGACAUGAUGGAUGAAGCCAAGCAGGCCUAUGAGAGUAUUUUGGAACAGCACAGCGACUACACGGAAGCCAGUGCCCGGCUAACCUACAUUGCUCUCCGUCAGAGCCCUACAGAUGAAGGACCCAAGAAGAUGGCUAAACUGUACGAGACAGAUUCAUCCAACUUGGAAGUGCGCGCUCUCUUCGGUUGGUAUCUCAGCAAAUCCAAGAAGCGUGUGGCGAACCUUGCAGAGGACCCCGAGCAGCGCCACUUCAAGCACACUCUGCAAUACCAUGACAAGCACGAUCGCUAUGCUCUGACUGGAAUGGGUAACGUGCACCUCAUGUCGGCCCGUGACAUGCGCCGCGACACCGACCAGGAGAAGGAAAAACGUCGAAAGAUCUAUCAGCGUGCGGUAGAAUUUUUCGACAAGGCUUUGCAAUUAGAUCCUCAAAAUGCUUAUGCCGCCCAAGGCAUUGCCAUUGCUCUUGUGGAUGACAAAAAAGAUUUUGCCACCGCUCUACAGAUUCUCACCAGGGUCCGAGAGACAGUGAAGGAUCCUAGUGUUUAUCUCAACCUGGGACAUGUCUACGGCGAGCAACGGCAGUAUUCACGAGCUAUUGAAAACUACGAGGCCGCUCUGUCUAAGGACCGCGCCCGGGAUGUGCAGAUUUUGGCCUGUCUCGGUCGUGUAUGGUGGCUCAAGGCGAAGCAAGAGAUGAAUAUGAUGGGUAUGAAGACUGCCUUGGACUACGCACUGCGGGCACUGUCAGUCUCUCCUGAUCAGCUGCAUCUACAAUUCAACGUGGCUUUCGUACAGAACCAGAUCGCAUCACUGGCAUACGGUUUGAAGGAAACUCAAAAGACAUCUCAAGAUGUACAGGAGGCGGCUGAUGGCCUCAAAGAAGCCAUCGAGACCUUCGAGCGUCUCGCUGCUCUUGAGCAACGUGCCAACAUGGGUCGUACCAUCAGCAAGCAACUGGACCGUGCCAUGCAGAGCCAAACAGAGUAUGAGGAGAAGAACGCGACCAAACUGCGCGAGGCACGCGAGAUCCGGGAUGCAGCCAUAAAAGUGCGCGAGGAAGAGCUGCGCAAAGCCCAGGAAGCCGAACUCGAACGCAAGCGAAAGCUGGCAAAGGAGCGAGAGCAGAUGCUCGAAGAGACUCAACAACUUGCUAGAGACCGCGCCGAAGCCGAGCGUGCCCGUGAAUUAGCCGAGCUCACCGAAGACUCCGAGACUGGAGAAAAGGUCAAGCGCAAGAAGAGGGCUUCUACCAAGCGCAAGAAGAAGGACGAUGACUUCAUUGCAGAUGAGGAGCACGAGCAAGAACGUGAUCAAGAGCGUGAUCAAGGCAGUGCUGAGCCGGAGAGCGACACCGAAGCACCGAAGAAGAAGCGUCGUCUGGAGCGUCGCUCUACGGCCGGAACUGGGAAAUUCAAGAGCAAUGAGCGCGUUGUUGAUUCUGAUUCGGAUGAGGGUGCUGAUCCUGAGACCAGCCAGCCUAGCCGCUCUACUGGAAAAUUCAAGAGCAAUGAGCGCGUUAUUGAGUCUGACUCGGAUGAGGAGUAG